CGGAUGAAGACCCUCCACCUCCACUUGACCUCGAACGCUCACCCUGCCUGACUACCAACCACCUUCCAGCGCAACUCCCUCCCUUACACAUAUUACACGGCGCGCAUCAUACAUCUGUUGAUCGGACUCGAUAUACCGGAGCCACCAUGUCUACUGAAGUCAUGUCCGGGUCUGCUACUCCUCCCCCUCACCAGCCCCCCAUGUCACGCUCGAACUUCAAACCCAAGGGUAUCCUAAAGAACGCUCCUCCAGUGAAUCACACCCCUCAGCACCUGCAAUGGGAUGAGGAAAAUCUCGCGCUUACGGAGGCGCAGAAGGACAGCCAGAUGAAGAUCACGGAGCCAAAGACCCCGUAUGUAAGGUACAACGCGGAGACAGAUACAGUCGAGAGCGACAUCCCGGCUCUUGAUCUCAAUGGCAGAACCACGAGUCCCACCGUGCUAUCCCCCGAGCGCGCCGCCUCACCAACGAGCAGCACCGGGGCAACAGGCGGUGGCUCUGCGCCUUCCUCCCGCCGCACAUCCUUCUCCAGCGCUGGUCGCACCUCGACGCCAUCAGGACGCCCCGACAGCGGGCGAUCCAGCCGGAGCACCAGCUUCAACCUUCCCGAUGACGCCCGUGAGACGAUCAGACUGGAUGGCCGACAGCCUGGGGAUGAGAUCGAGUUUGAGGAGAUGGACGAAGAGACACGCUGCGUUCGUCAGGGCCGUGGUAGGCACUAUUCGAAUGAGGCGGAAGCGAUGAAGAUGGCUGCGAAGCUCAUGGAGCAGGAGGAUGAGGAAGACGAGGAGGCCUCUGUCGACCAUAGCGUCGACGAAGACAGCCUGAUGUCCGUUGAUGAGGAAGGCCCGGCGAAGGUCAACGGGGUUGUCCACGGCUAAGAUUGAACAGAGAUACCACGCCUUUUGUAGCUAAUGCUGAAUGGAAACUUUCUGUAGCUUGCGUUGUAGGUUAUGACUUCGAAUACUCAUCGGACGCUCCCGCUGGCCUUGUAUCUGCUUUGUGUUCCAUCAGACUAAAGUUUCUAUGUCGUGUAAUUAUUCUCCCAUAUUUUGCGGUGUUCCUGCAGUGUGCUCCGUUUGUUAGGGUGGGGCUUCGGGGCGGUUCGGGAAGUUCU
Fomitopsis serialis is the source of this 1117-nucleotide messenger RNA. RefSeq lists its product as uncharacterized. Gene Ontology annotation, biological process: regulation of signal transduction. The transcript is spliced from 5 exons. NCBI's taxonomy places the organism in Eukaryota, Fungi, Basidiomycota, Agaricomycetes, Polyporales, Fomitopsidaceae. The coding region runs from base 147 to 881 and encodes 244 amino acids. The record is from RefSeq and is a predicted model, not a curated record. Gene Ontology annotation, molecular function: protein phosphatase inhibitor activity.